This is a messenger RNA of Ictalurus furcatus (blue catfish), 2782 nucleotides long. RefSeq names its product chromosome 6 C3orf38 homolog (gene c6h3orf38). Bases 16 to 936 code for a protein of 306 amino acids. The record is from RefSeq and is a predicted model, not a curated record. The transcript is spliced from 3 exons. NCBI's taxonomy places the organism in Eukaryota, Metazoa, Chordata, Actinopteri, Siluriformes, Ictaluridae.
CUCCGCUAGGGGGCGAUGAAUGAUUCACGACUCAAUGAGAAAGCAAAUGAUGUGAAAUGCUGUUCCUGGCUAAUCUCGACCAUCGCCAUUGUCACAAUGUCUGUGAUGUCGAAAAAAGAGUCAGAUGGUUGUAAAAAACUUUUGGAACUGCUGCCAAAGGACGACUUGUUUGCAUUGAACGAUACAGUGACCAACCGGUUAAUUCGCGUAACGAGUUCCAGAGAGGCAAUUGAAGCUAUCAUAGCCUACUCUACGAAUGCGGAAGAGCUUCUCAAAAGGAAAAAGGUUCAUCGGGAUGUCAUAUUUCAAUACCUCGCUAAAGAAAGUGUUGUUGUACCUCGAAACAGUGAGAAAUAUCAGUUGGUAAAGAAGACUCUUGAUUUGUGGUCAUCUGGCAGCCAGGUUUCCAAAUCAGAUUUUCAGAAUCAAGACGGUUUGGGAGAACUGACAGCUUUGGGGAAGCAGUUUUGCCAGUGGUUCUUCCAGCUUUUAAACUCUCAGAACCCCUUGGCCGCUCAGCCGGUGCAGGACUGGGGUCCACAGCACUUCUGGAGUGAUGCCAAGCUGCUGCUUCUCUCUCAUGCACAGGUUGAGCAGAAAGAGGAGUUUGUUGGAGCUGAACUGGUGAGCCAGCGGCUUUUGGCUCUUGUCUGGGAGGAGAGGUUACUCUUCUGUCCUAACCUGGCACAAACAGGUCUGAAGUGUGUAGCUUCGCUUCAUGGGUUGGUGCUGGUGGCCGUCGCUGGCACCAUCCAUCGGGAGAGCGAUUGCCUUGGAGUGUUUGAGCAAGUGUUCGGGCUGAUUCGCUCUCCUCUGGACGACAACCGCUGGAAGAUAAAAUUUGUGCAUUUGAAUGCAAAGAGACAGAUUGGUAAGGAGACAUUGCCUGCAGUGACCUAUGAUUCACAAGAACUGCUUCAGUUGUUCACUCAGUAGAACUGUUUAUGUGGACAUUUGUACAUGACACAAAAAACACUUCAAAUAAUGCAUGAUAGUUGCAUAUUAUUUUAACAUGGGUAGCUUCUUGUUUAUAUACAGUGUGACCUUUUUAUGAAUUCUGUUUUUUCUUUAAACAUUCAUUAAGACAGGCAUAAUGUUGAAGGGUCUGUGCAAAUUGAUUACCAGUUUCUGUUUAAUUUGUGUUGUGAAGCUUAUCUGGCCAUUUAUUUCUUCAGUUGUAUAGUUUUAUUAUACAGUAGAUUCAUUAAAAUGACAGACUUAGCUACUAUAAAUGGUAAAUGGUGCACUCAUAUAGCACUUUUAACCAAAGUGCUUUACACUGUGUCUCAUUCACACACACACACACACACCAGUGGUGGAAGAGCUGCCAUGCAAGGUGCUAACUUGCCAUCAGGAGCAACUUGGGUCAGUGUCUUGCCCAAGGACACUUCGGCAUGUGGAGUCAUGUGUGCCGGGAAUCGAACCACCACCCCUACAAUUAGUGGACAACCCGCUCUACCACCUGAGCCACAGCCGCCAGUCUAUCAUUUUAAAAUGUCAUUGAUGAUGGUGAACAGAUUUGCUUUAACCCUCUUACCCCUUAGUUCCCGCAGUAUUAUGUCCCACAACCCUAUAUCCCCCAUAGAAACAGCAUGCCAACCCUGAGUUCCCAGGCCAAAAUUGGCCCCAAAAUCAACAUUUUAAUUUUAACAUUGUUAGGCCUUGAAACAACUUAUAAUAAUGUAUUUGUGUAAUAUUACUUUGAAAAUGAAGCAGUUCAGUGUUUUUACUCCACUUAGAGCACAAUUCUUAACUAGAGAAAUGACGAAAAAUGCUCGCUAAAAUCCUUCUACUCAUUUAGAAGUACCAUACGAGCAUCAGUGUGGUCAAUGCCUUUGAAUAAAUUCAAGUAAAUAAUAAAUAAAUAAAUAAAUAAAUGCAUUUUAGCGCCAAAAGUCAAGUUUCUGGUGAUAAUCAGACCAGCAGGUAGUGUUUUCAUGAAUGCACAGAAAUGGUCCCGUUAUGACUCCAGACCCCUGCAGUGUCAGUCGCACUGGUUGAUGCUGAAGGUGAAGACAGAUCAGGGUCUGAAUCAGGAGAGUUUGCGUCUCUAUCGGUUUCGGUUUCAACAUCGCCUGAACUUUCACUGCUGUCACUAUCUAGAAUCCUCGCUCUCGCCUGUGUAACUGUGUAUGUUUUCUUUUUUUUUUUUUCACUGUUUUAGAUGUACCUGUGUUCACUGUAGGUAUAACUUUAGCUGGAACACGAUUAGCUUUUCGCUUUGGCAUUUUUAGUUCACUUCUACUAUUACACCAAUAUUCACGCUUGGAUCAGCUUCAUCGUAAUGCCGGCGUAAUAACGUAAUCACGUCGUGACGUCAUCAACCUUCCGGGUCAAAAAAUAAUAAUCAAAUAAGUAAGGAAUCAUAGCAGAGUAAUGCUGGUACACCGGCCUUACGGGGAUAACGUUUACACUGUAAAGCCCUAUAUUGGCCUUACGGGUAUUUGGCAUAGACGACCAAGCCGGUAUAUUGUCCUUAUGGGAAUAGAUCAAAGACGGGCAAGCCGGUUUUUCGGCCAUACGGGAAUAGAUCAAAGACGGGCAAGCCGGUUUUUCGGCCAUACGGGGUAAGAGGGUUAAGUUACUUGUCAGUGCUUGAUAUUUAAAUGAGAAUUACUGAAUCCGUAUAAUUUUUUUCCACUCCAGUCUAUUUAAAGACUAAAUCACUUCAUUCAAAUUUGUCAGGCCUUUGUCUUUCAUUUUGAGGCAUUUAAAUAAAAAGACAAAAUUAGUUAAAUAUUGUCUACACGUAUUAUUUUAUUUUUGUUAAAUUAGUAAAUAA